Molecule: messenger RNA, 525 nt
Organism: Macrosteles quadrilineatus (aster leafhopper)
Lineage: Eukaryota; Metazoa; Arthropoda; Insecta; Hemiptera; Cicadellidae
Product: threonine-rich protein-like
Exons: 2
Coding region: 99-470 (123 amino acids)
Source: RefSeq, a predicted model, not a curated record
GUUGAGUUUUCCCAGCUAAUUGGUUAACGAAGGAAGAACUUACUAUAAUUAACUAGGCUGCCAGUUUGUAUCUUAACUACUCCUUUAACCGCUUAGUUAUGGCGGUGGUUUCAUAUAUAUUGUUCUCUACAAGCACUGCAACUACUAGAAAGCCGGAAAUAAUGAAAUUCAUAUACGUAACCAUGUUAGCAAUAUUGCUGUCGCUCGACGUGGCCACAGGAUCUUACUACAGAACCACGACCACAACCACGGAAGAACCCACAACCACAGAAGACCCCACAACCACUCCCGAGCCUACAACUCCUGCCAUGUACUACAGACAGGACACAACCACGGAAGCGGUAGACACUACCACAACCCCUCCAGCAACCACAGCUCCAAUGUACUACAGGCAGGAUACAACCGAGGCGGUAGACACAACCACAACCGCUCCAGCAUCCACAGCACGGCCGUACUACGGAAGAAAGUAGUUGCAACCACUUCCAAGUGGUUUUGUGCUGAUGUACUUCAGCUGAGAAUUAAAUU